Messenger RNA from Pogonomyrmex barbatus (red harvester ant), 5134 nucleotides. It is a transcript of the gene form3, whose product is annotated as FH2 domain-containing protein formin 3. Gene Ontology annotation, biological process: cellular component organization. Gene Ontology annotation, molecular function: actin binding. Lineage: Eukaryota; Metazoa; Arthropoda; Insecta; Hymenoptera; Formicidae. The record is from RefSeq and is a predicted model, not a curated record.
AAAAACAGUGAUUAAAGCUUAUAAUGCCCACGGAUGAAGAUAACAAUUUUUCUUGUAGGAAGAGUCAUGCUCCAGAUGUAAGGGUGCAAUUAGUUGCCUUUGACGAUCAACGGGAAACCGAUGAGGAGCUCACCAAUCACGGACCACCCGGAAUCGAUCUCUCCUCUCACGUGGAUGUUUUUUACGCUAUCCUCGGUCAAGUCGCAGACACUCCGCAGGAGAUACCCUUUCUGAGCAUUCUGCAGCAUCUGUUGCGGCUGGACCCGAAAGACGCCGCCAGCGAUCUGGCAUGGGACACCGCGGAGACUCUGGUGCAUCGAGCCACGUUGCUGGAGAGUCGCGAGGAUGCCACCAAGUUGCUGAGAUCGCCUAGUCUUCAGACGAAUCUAUGCUGCCACUGUCGCGGUGCCGAUCAGACGUGUGGAACGUCGCGGAAGGCGUCGCUAUCGGCGAACAACAGCUCGACGACACCCUUACCACCACCGCCGCCACCCCCGGCUCCAGUGGUGCCAAAUCCGCCAAUCCCGCCGAGUGGCAGCGGUUUCGUUCUGCCACCACCGCCCCCACCGCCGCUUUUCGUUAAUGCUACCACAUCUGAUGCACCGAUGGAGCCGCCAAUGCCACCACCCUUACGCGUGCCCACCGUCGCACGUGCACCCACCCCUGAGCCGCCCAGCAAUCAUGCAAAGUUGCUACCGCAACAAGAAAUUCCCACCCCUAGAACAAAGAUGAAAACCAUCAACUGGAACAAAAUACCCAAUCAUAAAGUAAUUGGGAAACGGAACAUUUGGUCCCUCGUCGCGAACGAGCACCAGAAUUCUCCAAUGGCGGAUCUGGAUUGGGCCGAGAUGGAGGGCUUGUUCUGUCAGCAAGCACCACCGAUGGUACCACCGACGACAUUCUCGACUUCAUGCGGUACCGGAGCCGAUGUGGAACGACGUCGUCGAGAACCGACAGAGAUCGCGCUACUCGACGGAAAGAGAAGCUUGAAUGUUAACAUCUUCCUGAAGCAGUUUCGAAGCUCGAACGAGGACAUAAUCCAACUGAUCAAGGAGGGCGGCCACGAUGAUAUUGGCGCGGAAAAAUUGCGCGGUCUUCUUAAAAUAUUGCCGGAGGUGGACGAGCUCGAGAUGCUCAAAAGCUUCGACGGCGACAAGUCGAAGCUCGGUAACGCCGAGAAGUUUUUUCUGCAACUUAUCCAAGUGCCCAAUUAUAAGCUGCGCAUCGAGUGCAUGCUGCUGAAGGAGGAAUUCGCCGCGAACAUGAGCUACCUGGAGCCAAGUAUCAACUCGAUGAUACUUGCCGGCGAGGACCUCAUGACGAACAAACCUCUGCAGAAGGUGCUGUACAUGGUUCUGGUCGCUGGUAACUUCCUCAACUCUGGCGGCUACGCAGGCAACGCGGCGGGUGUGAAGCUCUCCUCGCUGCAGAAGCUAACGGAAAUUCGCGCGAACAAGCCAGGGAUGAAUCUGAUACACUACGUAGCAUUACAAGUCGAGAGGAAACGGAAGGAUUUAUUAAAUUUCGCGAAGGAUAUGACUGCCUUGGAAGCAGCGACAAAAACGACGAUCGAACAACUGACCAACGAAUUCAAUAGCUUGGAUACGAAGAUCAAAAAGAUCAAGAGCCAGAUUCAGCUUUCUUCGACCGAAAGCGAUAUACAAAAACAGAUGGCACAAUUUCUUCAGAUGGCCGAGCAAGAAAUGGCGCAGUUGAAGAGGGAUAUGGAGGAACUCGAGGGAGUAAGACGAUCGCUGGCGGAAUUCUUCUGCGAGGAUACGAACACGUUCAAGAUUGAAGAGUGCUUCAGGAUAUUCCAUCAGUUUUGUCAAAAAUUCAACCAGGCGGUUUCAGAGAACGAGAGACGACGCAUCCAGGAGGAGCAGGUCAUGGCGCGUCGCAAGCAACGCGAGGAGCAGUUGCUCGCGAGAAAACGACUGCUGAGCAAUCAAGCGGAGACACCAGGCUCGGAAUCUGAAUCUAAUUUGAUGGACUAUGGGCUUUUUGAUCUCCAUACCGGUUUACCUCAGAGAAAUUACAGCCGCGGCGAAGCCAAGAUAAGAAGGUUGCAAGGUGGUGGAGUUACGUCGGAUGAGGAUGUCUCCGUUAUUGGAUCACCGAGCAUCCGACGUCGUUUAGGAUCGUGUUCCGGCGGUCCCGAUCAACAAUCUACCAAAGAAGACACAUAUUCCCCAGAUAUCACGCCCAAUGGCACUCUUCGUCGACGCAGGAGUAGGAUACCUUGCGAGGACGACGACGGAAAUCUGAUGGACUUCUUACGAACAUCCGGACAGGAUAAUACACGGGAGAGAAAAUCUUGGGGAAGUUUAGAUCGUUCGUGGGCACGAAGAGCUCGCGGACAAUCGCGAAGAGGUGACCUUUUAAAUGCCGAUUUUUCGGGAGAUCGGGAACGACCCAAUUCGCCGUCUCCCCUGGCGGAAAGUAAACCGUUCCUGCAAGAGGAAGAAGCGAAGCCAACCGGGAAAGCCUGGCGACAGAAGAUCGAGGCGUGGCUGACGGAGAAGGAGGAUCGUGCGGGUGAGCAGCUUCAGAGAAGAGCGAAGCAAUUACACCAGGCGAACCGACGAUCCUUCGAAGACUCGGAAAGCGAAGGUAAAAGUUGCGCGAUGAACACCUUGGCGGAAGAUCAAUCCACCAUGCACGAGGGAGGAGGAUUCUCUGAAGUUUAUGAUUGGCGACCAUCUGUCGAGAAAACAGACGUGAUGCGCACGAUGGAGGCCAUUGAAGAAGUUCAACCGCUGUCGUCUCAGGACAAGUCUCCCUGGCGAAAGUCGAGCUUGAACGUACCAAAUAGUAUGGAAGAGACUGAUCCGCGUUAUUCACGUAGACUUAGGUCGAGACACAACACGGAGAAUACUCUCAUGCCUAGUCCACUUCAGGCGAUCAGAGAAGAGGACAGAAAGAAAAACAAGAUGAGCGACGCGAUGAAUUCAGACAACCAGGAUGAGUUAACAAUUUAUCUUCGGCAGCCGUAUACCGGAACACAAGCACCUGCAACUCGACGAUUUUCCAAACUCAGCAGAAAAGCCACGGAUGAAGAGAAAGUUAGUGAUAAAAUCGAGAUUGAUUCGGACAACAUCGAGACGCCACCAGCAAUUAGACGAUUAUUCAGUCCGCCCAAAGAGGUGAAACCUGUGGAGAAAGAACCCUGUAAGAGAGAACGUUGCAGCAGUUCCCUUCAAAGUCGAGAAACAAAGACUGCGAUAUUGAAAUCGGUUAAUCCCAGCAUGGAUCUUGGUACCGGUAACUUCGACAGAUACUCGGCGACGCGACGGACCCGCAGGUACAAGAAAACCCAAGAUCCUACGGGAGACAAAGAUAAAUCGGAUAUGUCAGGCCCCGAAUUGGUCUACGAUGAGAAGCCGGCGGUACAGCGGCCUAGUACCCUUGCUUUGGCUGAUGAGGAGAUUCGACACGAGGACGAGGACGCGGACGCCAUGCUGCGAGUCUGGCAGGAUAAAUUGAAGCGGCGCGACACCAUUUCGUCGUCGUCAUUAUCGCGCGACAUCGAUGCUGCGUUGGCAGAGAUCACGCGCUCCGGCGAAGAUCUUCAGCAUCUGUCGCGCUCAACGUCGACGACGUCAGCAACGGUGAACCAUAGGAAUUCGCGACUUCCGGUCAGUCAACCACCGCCGGUGGUACCGAUGACCAAUACCGUGUUAAGUCCGGUGAUGCAAGAGUCGCGACCGCGCGAACCCAUCACGGUGCUCGCCGAACGAGCGGUGACGAGCCGCGAACGUCAUCGGAGCAUGAUCGAUCCGAGCCAAGUGAAGGAGGCGGUUCGUUUGACCAGCAACCCGCCCAGUCAAGUGAACCAGGACCAGGAAAUUAUCAGAGGUUUUCCGCGAAACGGAAACUCACCGCACGAUUGCAAGAACGAGCAGGACAAUGCGCCUAAGGUUGUGGAAGAAGAAAAACACGCGAAAAACACGCUGAAGACCGUCGACGGCAUAAGAGAACUCGAAAAGGAUAUCCGACCCGCGGAUGACUCGCGCGAUCAGUCGAUGACCCGGCAGAAUUCCAUGUUCCGCAGUCGCUUCAUCCCCGACAUAAGCGUGACGUCGUCGCCGCCGACGUCCGGCAAGGGUAAAGACCAGGAGCUGAACGACGAGGGCUUCGAGGAAACGCAGAGUCUCGUAUCGGAGACCCUGAGCCAGGAGACAUCCUCGGGCAAUUACGAGACAGAUACGCACGACUCGACGCGAUGCUCGCCGGCGGAGCUGGGCGGUUACAGCGGUGAACAGCAUCGACGUAGCGCCAUCAUGGUGGUACACGAUGAUGACCCGGAUGGCCAGGGAUCUUCCGUUGACAAGAUGCUGAAGCCGACUUCCGCUGAUGCGUACAACAAGAAGACGACCACGAGGAACGCGCCGGAGAAGUCCAGCUUCUUGCCGAAGCGCACCGCAGGCACGAAGCGCGAGUCCUCCACGCUAAGAAAAACAGAAUCCUUGAAGAGAACCUUGAAUGUCCUCCCGUCGGGCGGCACGGGCUCGUCGAGAAACGAGGUGCAACGUUCCAGUUCAAGAAGCAGUCUGCGUAGCUCGCGAAGUUCGCUGAACAGUGCGACGUCCGUGAACACGGUGCGAAAUCUGGCCACGAAUCACGCGCAUCUACGAAGCUACACCUCGGCCAUCCGAGCGCUGACCAACGACCUGAGGAAGAACAGUCCAUCUAGCAGCUCGUUGCCAUCGAAAAACGCGGUUGAUAAGAGACGGCCGAGUCCUCGUCAGGUUGGCGUUAGUAGGAUACCCGCCAGCAGAAGCAGCAGCAGCGGCAGCAGCGUCGGACCGGCAAUCAGGAACAUUCGAAAAGCACCCGAGGUGAUGUCUGGCGUGCCAAAGGUCACGAGGGGUCGACCGAUCACCUCGCGCAGCAGCAGCAGCGGAAGCAGCGUCGGUCAAUCUAUCUUAGGGGGACGAUCGCUUUCCGGUGAUAAGACGUCCGCGACGAAGAGCAGACUGAUGCAGCCGCGAGCCGGCUCGAAGAGUCACAGUUUUAUGAGGCCUACGGCCGCUAGUGUCAACAAGGGUUCAACACCGAAUUUGCCGAAGAGUAUCAAAGCUAUGGUCAAGUGACGAGUCCCAUUGAUAAGAAAAAAAUAAUCGUAAAGUUA